Messenger RNA from Fusarium venenatum, 1365 nucleotides. RefSeq lists its product as uncharacterized. Lineage: Eukaryota; Fungi; Ascomycota; Sordariomycetes; Hypocreales; Nectriaceae. The record is from RefSeq and is a predicted model, not a curated record.
AUGCCUCAACCAGCCUUGGAUUACUUACCACCUGAGAUCUUCCUCGCAAUCAGCGAUCUGCUCCCUUGGACAGACAAAGAAUCCUUGAGUAUCGUCAAUAAGAAAUUACGAAACCAACUGGUCCCUCACCUUUUCCGGCACAUCAAGAUUGAUUGCCCCUUGGCCAAAGAAAACAAUCUCCAAUCCGUGAUUCAGUUGCAUGGCGCUCACGCAUUGAGUGUACGCCUAUACGUAAAAUUUCAACCCAAUCCGCCCAACUCGACUCUCGAAGGUACAAAGGUUGAUCCCGAGUCUGCACAAGAAUGGUACUGGGAUGAUUACCCACCUUCCGUCUGGGCUCGAGCUUCUGACGACGUUCCAGUCAUUCAUGAUGUGAUUCAGUUCAAAGGGAUGCCCAAAUGUUCUAUGCUCAGUAUUCACACGAAUGGAGAAGAUGACUUUGAAAUUGAUGGAGGUUGGGACGAGAACGACCUUGCCGAUUUGAGCAUGUAUUUCUGCACCUCACCGGAAAGUUGGGAAACAGUCAAGGACAAGGAGAAGAAGUACAAUUGGAGACGAGCAUGGAAUACACUCUGGCGUGAUGUGGCCAAACAUGCAAAGACAGAAUCUCUUGAACUGCUUCACUUCCUGCCAAUCAAGGCUUCAUGCUGGCUGGAUCAGGAAUGGGUAGCCCUUUUGGCAAGGUUGAAGAAUUUAACAAUACGAGCCUACGGUCAAGACAACGGGGCUGGAUGGGCAGCCAACACGUUGGAAGGUUUCAACUCUUUCUUCAAUGAGAUGCCGGAUUUUCUUUUUCAACAUGCAAAGAAUCUAGAGCAUCUGUGUAUAGCUGGUCACGAGGAUGGACAUCUCGGCGAAAACGCUCUACGCUUCGAGCCAAAUACUAUGCCUCAGCUGAAAUCGCUACGACUGGAGACAAUGAGUACCACUCAAAGCUUGAAGGAGUUUCUCAGAGGAAGUACCCCUAAUCUUGAGUCAAUACAUCUGUUUAACGUAGCGGCAUGGGCUGAGGGAAACGAGCCAACUUGGGCAGAGUUCUGGAAGGCUGUCCGACAGGGAAACCCCGCCUUGAGGGAGGUGGUUUACCAAUAUUCGAGAAGCGUCCCGUUAACUAUGGACGAGUUUAUGAAUGACGAUUUUGACCCUGCAGAGAUGGAUCCUGAAGAGGUUGCUCAAGUACGGAAGAAGGUUACCGAUGACCCUACUCUUGUUAUUUGGCCAUAUGUCACAUCAAACGACAAGUACGGGGAUGUUCAAGCUUGGGAAGACACCAUCCUAGAGGCUCUCGAAAAGGGCGACGAUAACAGCGAGUAUAAAUUAUUGAUGGAAGAGAUCAAACAGAGACAGAAGAGCACUACAUCUUGA